CCUCCUCCGGCCCCGCCGCUUCCCCCGCAGCUCCGGGCCCGGCUCUGGCUCCGCCAUGGGCUCCGCUCGCUGUUCGGGGCUGCUGCCGCCGCUGCUGCUGCUGCUGCUGGCGGUGUGGGGGCUGCGUGUGGCGGGCGGGCUCCGCUGGCCCGUGCCCUACAGGCGCUUUGAUUUCCGUCCAAAGACUGAUCCUUACUGCCAAGCUCGUUACACCUUCUGUCCCACUGGCUCUGCCAUUCCKGCUAUGAAAGACGACGAUGUCAUUGAAGUGUAUCGGUUACAGGCUCCAGUGUGGGAAUUCAAGUAUGGGAGCCUACUAGGACAUUUGAAAAUUAUGCAUGAUGCUGUGGGUUUCAAGAGCUCUCUAACAGGCAAAAACUACACAAUGGAGUGGUAUGAGCUCUUCCAACUUGGGAACUGCACAUUCCCACAUCUGCGGCCUGGCAUGGAUGCACCUUUCUGGUGUAAUCAGGGAGCUGCCUGCUUCUAUGAAGGAAUAGAUGAUGCACACUGGAAGGAAAAUGGAACUUUAGUUCUUGUGACCACAAUAUCAGGAACCAUGUUUAAUGAAAUGGCACAGUGGGUAAAAUAUGACAAUGAGACUGGCAUUUACUAUGAGACCUGGACAGUUCAAGCAAGUCCUGGUAAAAAUUCAACAGUAUGGUUUGACUCUUAUGAGUGCUCCAAGUUCAUACUGAGAACCUACCAGAAGCUAGCUGACUUAGGAGCUGUAUUUAAGAAGAUACAAACAAACUAUACAAGCAUAAUUUUAUACAGUGGAGAACCUAUUUAUUUGGGGAAUGAAACAUCUAUUUUUGGACCACAAGGAAACAAGACAUUGGCAGCAGCUAUAAGAAACUUUUACAAUCCAUUUAAACCUCAUCAGACAGUCAGAGAGUUUUUUGUGGAUCUUUUCAAAAUAAUUGAUCGCGUAAUCUUGAAUCAUCAGUUUUACCUCUUCUACAACUUGGAAUACUGGUUUUUACCUAUGAAGUUCCCUUACCUCAAAAUAAUUUAUGAAGAGGUUCCUUUGCCUGUUGGAAGCAAAGCAUCCUUUGGUGUGUGACUGCCURCUGAAGAACAAAACUUGCCUUUAUGGCAAAAUAUUCUUAUGGAUUUUGGGGCGCUACCAUGAUGGUGUUAGCAGGUUGAUGUUUCACUACUGACUGUAAAAAGUGUGUUGGGAAGGCUUUGCUAAACCACGCGAAAGACUGUGCUUUUAUUUUCUUACUACCUGUAUAACACAUUCAUGAACGCUUCAGCAUCUGUGACCUGGCCCCUCUUCAGUGUAACCAUGGCCCCUGCUGCCAGAAGGGACACUGCACUGGCUCCUCUGGCUGAGCUCUGCAGUGCCACAUGGGGAGUGGGGAGGCAGCUGCCUGCUCUGGUCUCAGGUGCUCUCCACAUCUCUGGCCACGUGGCAGCAGACAGCAGCUGGCCACCAACAGACAUGGGACACAAGCAUUACAAGGACUAACUUGGCCUGAGCAUCUUGAUAUGUCCAUUUCCUUCAACAUGUGCCUUACACUGGUGUUCUGUAGCUCUUUGGUGGGUACAGYUUGGAUCUCUGAACUGUUCCCAGGUGUUCAGCAGGGUGGGAAGGGGCAGUGAAUGUAACCAGAAGAUGGCAUGGCUGGUGCCUUUUCACCACUUUGCUUCCUUCAACUGCACUGUAAACAUAAUACAGAUGGCUCUUCCUCAGAUUCAUGUGUGUUCUAUAGCACAGAUAAAAGCCAAGCUGCCUGUUUUGAUGUUGA
Messenger RNA from Malurus melanocephalus (red-backed fairy wren), 1757 nucleotides. It is a transcript of the gene CLN5, whose product is annotated as CLN5 intracellular trafficking protein. Gene Ontology annotation, cellular component: lysosomal membrane; lysosome. The record is from RefSeq and is a predicted model, not a curated record. Gene Ontology annotation, biological process: lysosome organization. The coding region runs from base 56 to 1066 and encodes 336 amino acids. Gene Ontology annotation, molecular function: hydrolase activity, acting on glycosyl bonds. The transcript is spliced from 4 exons. Lineage: Eukaryota; Metazoa; Chordata; Aves; Passeriformes; Maluridae.